This is a messenger RNA of Hemibagrus wyckioides, 2206 nucleotides long. RefSeq names its product LIM and senescent cell antigen-like domains 2 (gene lims2). Lineage: Eukaryota; Metazoa; Chordata; Actinopteri; Siluriformes; Bagridae. Gene Ontology annotation, cellular component: focal adhesion; cytoplasm; cell-cell junction. The record is from RefSeq and is a predicted model, not a curated record. Gene Ontology annotation, biological process: cell-cell junction organization; positive regulation of integrin-mediated signaling pathway; positive regulation of substrate adhesion-dependent cell spreading. Bases 131 to 1363 code for a protein of 410 amino acids. The transcript has 10 exons.
CCUAUUUUGGUGAUGAUAGCAUCAGUCUAUUUGUAGUGAAGCCCAGAGGGAGGUGAUCUGCCUAUUUUCAGACUUUAAACAAGGCUGCUCUGUUUUCUUGUAGUCCCACAGAUGAGCCCAAUCCUUUUGGAUGACUUCAAACAACCUGACUGACGUUUGUACUGUAACCAACAUGGAUGCACAGAACCGAAGAAUUCCAGCUUUAAUUCCUGAGAAUGAAGAACUCAUAGAGGUGCAGAUAAACGGGGUCCAGGACAGGCAGAACGGUGGAGAAGCCGAAGUGCCUCUCUCCAAAUCUCAGAGAAGACGCAGUGAUGUGAAGGUCUAUAAGGAGUUUUGUGACUUCUAUGCUCGAUUUAACAUGGCAAAUGCCCUUGCUAAUGCUAGUUGUGAACUUUGCAAAGCCGGCUUCACUGCUGCUGAAAAAAUUGUAAACAGUAAUGGGGAGUUGUACCAUGAGCAGUGCUUCGUGUGCGCACAGUGUUUCCAGCAAUUUUCAGAAGGGUUAUAUUAUGAGUUUGACGACCGAAAAUACUGUGAGCAUGAUUUCCACAUGCUCUUUGCUCCUUGUUGUAAUCAGUGUGGAGAGUUCAUCAUUGGUCGUGUCAUUAAGGCCAUGAACAACAGUUGGCACCCAGAGUGUUUUUGCUGUGAUAUCUGCCACACUGUGCUGGCUGAUGUUGGCUUUGCAAAGAGCGCAAGCAGACACCUGUGUCGUCCAUGCCACAUCCGUGAGAGAGCUUGUGGCUUUGGCAAGUAUAUUUGCCAGAAGUGUCACACCAUCAUCGAUGAACAGCCGCUCAUCUAUAGGAAUGAUCCCUACCACCCUGAUCACUUCAACUGCAGCAACUGUGGUAAGGAACUCACUGCGGAUGCCAGGGAGCUAAAGAAUGAGCUGUAUUGCUUGCCAUGCCAUGACAAGAUGGGUGUGCCAAUCUGUGGGGCAUGCAGAAGGCCGAUAGAGGGCAGAGUGGUGAACGCAGUGGGAAAGCAAUGGCACAUUGAGCAUUUUGUGUGUGCCAAGUGUGAAAAACCUUUCUUGGGUCAUCAGCAUUAUGAACGUAAAGGCCUGGCAUAUUGUGAGACUCACUACAAUAUGCUCUUUGGAGAUGUCUGUCACCACUGCAAUCAUGUCAUUGAGGGAGAAGUCAUUUCAGCACUGAAUAAAGCCUGGUGCAUCAACUGCUUUGCUUGUUCCACCUGCAGUUCAAAGCUGACCCUGAAGGACAAGUUUGUGGAGCUCGAUCUGAAGCCCGUAUGCAAACAGUGCUAUGAGAGGAUGCCAACUCAACUGAAGUACCGUCUAGCUAAGCGUGAACAUGAAUCCAAAGACAGACGAAAGAAGAUGGGUAUCUGUCUGUGAAGUUCUCCAUUUAACUGGUUAUUUUCUUUUUCCUUUCACAUCAUUUAUAUUGAUUUCAAGAUUUCUAAUCCUUUUAAAAAGUGAAUCAUUAUCCAUUAACAUGCAAACAAAAAACUUUUCUUUUUUUAGGCAUAGUGAAAUCCUCAUAUGGAAGUGUACCAAGUGUGGAUAUUUAUGCAAUCUCAAGAACUUCAUUUUUCCCAGGUCUAAUUUGUGUACAUGUUCCUGCUGAAACUUAUAUCUGAAAAGUGCAGUUGCAUGAAUAAGUGGGAGUAUUUUUAGUGUUCUGCUAUAUAACCUUUGACAUGUAUGCACCAUAUAAUCCCAGGCACCAUAAUGAUACAGUAUUUCUUGUAAAAAAAAAAAAAAAAAAAAAAAAAAAAUUGUGAUGUAAAAAAUUUAACCAAGAUUUAGUGAAAAGGGAGAGAGAAAAAAUGACAGUAACCUGAUGGCACAUUGAUGUUUAGAAGCUUUAACACAGCCAUGUAGAUCUUUUAUAUCCACUAUUGCAGGUUUCUAAAUGGAAAUAAAAUGUUAAAAAACCCAAAGCACCAUUUCAAAAUUAUUAUAUUUUUCAUUCAGAUCUUCCUUAUACAUAUUUUAAUUAAAUGGAUUUCAUAUAAACUUUCAUUGCUGAAAAACAAGUUUGCCUACAAAUAUUGUGGACUUGGACAUAAUGUGUUUUGUGAGUGAAAAUUUAAGGAACAAAGCGCUGGAAUAUUAAUGUACACAUUUAUAUAAUGAGUCUAACAUUAGAAAAGUUGGAUUAUGUGUCCGGGGAUAAUGCUGAGUGAAAACACAUUUAAGAAUUAAAUACACAUUGUGAUGCAACCACCUUGUUUU